UCAAUGAUCUGCAUAAAAUAAGUAAAAUAGCAUAUAGUUUUACUUCUCGAUACUAGUUCGUCAAUGACAUUUAGCGCCCUCAGUGACUAAAUUUUAAAACUUGUAUGUAAUAUUUGUGCGGUCAUUGACGAGAUUUAUCGUUAAUUAUACGAUUUUUAUUCGUGAUACUUUGUAAGAAUCAUUUUAAGACUAAAGUGAUGUUGUAUAAAUUAUAAAAUGGGUAAAGAAAAUGAUACAGAUAAUUCAAAAAAAAGGAGAAAAUCUAUUAGUACUAGUACUAUAACGUGGCUAAAAGAUGGAGAUAUGUAUAAGACAAUAAUCACCAAUGAAGAAAAAGAAGCCUUGGAUAGAUCAUCUGAAAGUGAUUCGCAAUGCUUCUUAAACACUUGUGAAAAUAUUCGUAAAGCUAUGAGUAAAAUAGCGAAGUUAAAAGCUAGCAGUGAUCCAAAUGCUGAGGACGAAGUACACGAAUUACAAAUUCAAACGUCAUUAGCAUUUAUCGAAUUAAAGAAACUUAAUAGAAUGGAAAAGUUUCGUACCAAAUAUGCUCGAGAUUCUUUAGUCACAGCAAAAAGUAGUGUGGAUAGCAAACAUUUACAUUUACAGAAUUUAUUGUACGAAGUCAUGCACUUAAAAAAAGAAGUUAUCAAAUGUCUCCAAUUUAAAUCUAAGGAUGAAUUGAUACAACUUGUAUCGGAAGAAGAAUUUUAUAAAGAAGCACCUGAAAGCAUUUGUAGACCUGAAAUAACAAAAGUAAAUCCACAUCAAUUAAGAUUAGCUCGUCUUGAAUGGGAAUUGACUCAACGAAAACAGCUAGCUGCUUUAUGUGAUGAAUUAACAGAAAGCAAAAAAGCAGUUACAGUUGAUAUGGAAUCCAAACAAACUAGAUUGGACAACCUUGCACCACAACUUCUGACCAUACUAGAAGCAAGUAAACCAUUGCAAGAAAGCCUUGGUCUUCCAUUAGAUAAAGUUAGACAAGAACAUCAAAAAGCAGCUUUGCUUGCAUCACCGUUAUAUGUACUUUAUGCAAAAGCAACGGCAUAUCGAGAUGCAUAUGAUAAUACAUUAAUCAUAAAAGUUGAAGGAGAUGAGGAUGAAGCAAAGCGUACAAAUAAUCAAGAUGGAUUGCAAGAAUCUGAUUCAGAUCCUGAAACUCAAUUAGAGAAUAUUGUAGAAGAGACACCUGUACACAAAAAAAGACAUCAUAGAUUAUCUAGAGAAGCUAGACAAGAGGAAAAAAGAUUAAAACUAUUGCAGAGACAUCCUUUAAAUGUAACACUUGUCAUUUCAUUGAAAAGUGAAACCAAAUUAACAUUACAAUUCUUUUAUAUGAUACAUCUAAAAGUCGUUACAGUAGAAUCUAAACUCGAAACAGAUGUUUCUGGAGGAAUUAGUGCUGGAGAUAUGCUUGUAUCAGAAUCAGUUCUUCGUGAAUUAUAUCCCAAUGAUCUGGGUAUAGAAAGCCCAAAUCCUGCCAAUCAUUACCAAUUAGCACGUCACAAUUUAGGACUAUUUUCAACAUUAGGAUUAGGUAUUCCUUAUAGAUGGGCUCAAAGAAUGGCUGGGUUGCACUUUAUUUCAGCUAACCCUCAUGAUCAAAAACUUACUGUUCAAGAAUCAACACAAGAUAGCGUUGUAAGUGUUCUGAAAGAAAUAAAAAGACGAGUAAAAGCACGAUUAGAAUUAUGUAGAGAAAUUCGUCGAUUGGAAUCAGGAAACUUACCUAUAUUUGUAAAUACUGUUGAUCCAUUGCCACAAAAAAUCACUACCAUAUUAUAUAGAUUUACUACAAUGACAUGGAAAAAUUACUCAAAUUAUGCAAACGUACCCAUAUGUCGAGAAGGAUUGGUAUCAGCUGUUGAUAUAUUUUAUGAAGCUGUAUUACGUCGUGGAAGCAGUGAACUUAUCGCUAGAAUUGCUAUAAAACCGGAUUAUCCAAAGGUAGCUGCAUUAUUUAGCAUAAGCAUAAGUCCUAUGGUCCCUGCAUCUGCAGAUAUAUUAAGAGACAUUGAACGUGAAGUAAACGUUAUGUGGACAAAACCACCCACCAUAUCAGCACAAUUACAACGUUUAAGAGCGUGUUUCGAUAUAUAUUUGGAAACAGAAAGUAUGGCACCUAAAGAAAAAAUCUUUUUUCAUCCUGUCAAAGGUCGUACCCGUGCAAGACCUUACAAAUAUUUGACCUUAGGAGGAGGAAUAUUUACUCAUCGUUAAUGAUUGCAGUAUAAAAUAUUUUUCGAUUAUUUUGUUCUAUAAAUAUUAAUAUAAAAAAAGAAUUUUUAUCAAAA
This is a messenger RNA of Vespa velutina, 2291 nucleotides long. It is a transcript of the gene thoc5, whose product is annotated as THO complex subunit 5 homolog. Gene Ontology annotation, cellular component: THO complex part of transcription export complex. Gene Ontology annotation, biological process: mRNA export from nucleus; positive regulation of DNA-templated transcription, elongation. The record is from RefSeq and is a predicted model, not a curated record. The coding region runs from base 217 to 2217 and encodes 666 amino acids. Gene Ontology annotation, molecular function: mRNA binding. The transcript has 11 exons. NCBI's taxonomy places the organism in Eukaryota, Metazoa, Arthropoda, Insecta, Hymenoptera, Vespidae.